AUGGAAGUCCUUUUCCAGUUUCUGUUCUCUCCACUACCCACUCCUGCCCUGGUCUUCCUCUUUAGUCUGGGCACUGCUGCUCUUGUGUAUCUCAACACCAGACCCAAACCUCUGCAACCACCCUUAGACCUCAACCGCCAGACCAUAGGAAUCAGGGAUGGUGCCAGAAAGAGUGCCCUCGUGAAAGAUAACAAUCUGGUAUCCUACUUCUAUGAAGACGCCAAAACACUCUAUGAGGUCUUCCAAAGAGGAUUACACGUCUCAGGAAACGGGCCAUGCUUGGGCUACAGGAGACCAGGACAACCCUACCAGUGGCUAAAAUACAAACAGGUUUCAGACCGGGCCGAACACCUGGGUUCUGGUCUGCUGCACAGAGGACUUAAGCCAUCGUCGGAUCAGUUCAUCGGCAUCUUUGCCCAAAACCGGCCAGAGUGGAUUAUAGCUGAACAGGCUUGCUACACCUAUUCCAUGGUGGCGGUUCCUCUGUACGACACGCUGGGUCCUGAAGCCCUGGUCUUCAUCAUUAACAGAGCGGACAUUUCCACAGUGCUGUGCGAUAAACCACAGAAAGCUGAGAUCCUGCUUUCUAACAGUGAGAAAGGUCUGACUUCUGUGCUGAAGACUAUCAUUCUGAUGGACCCCUUUGACAACAGCCUGACUGAACGCGGAGCUAAGUGUGGGGUGGAAGUCCUCUCCAUGAAAGAGGUGGAGGCCUUGGGGAAAGACAACCUGCGGAAGCCAGUUCCACCAAAACCAGAAGACCUGAGCACCGUGUGUUUUACCAGCGGAACCACUGGUGACCCAAAGGGAGCCAUGCUGACUCAUGAAAAUGUGGUUUCAGAUGCUGCUGGAGUGCUUAAAAUCCUAGAGAGCACCUUUUCUCCUGUCCCCGAUGACACAUCUAUCUCUUUUUUACCUCUGGCUCACAUGUUUGAGAGGGUAGUUCAGACGGUGAUAUAUGGUGCUGGGGCCAAAGUGGGCUUUUUCCAGGGAGAUAUUAAACUUCUGCCAGAUGACAUGAAAACCCUUCAGCCAACGGUUUUCCCGGUGGUUCCACGUCUUCUCAAUCGUGUCUAUGACAAGGUCCAGAGUGGAGCCCAGACUCCCUUUAAAAAAUGGCUGCUGAACUUUGCCAUUGAAAGGAAACAUGCAGAGAUUAAACAGGGCAUCAUCAGAAACAACAGCAUAUGGGACAAACUCAUCUUCCAUAAAGUGCAGGAGUCACUGGGGGGUCGUGUUAGGGUGAUGGUGACAGGAGCCGCUCCCAUCUCCCCGUCUGUGUUGAGCUUCCUCCGGGCAUGCCUGGGGUGUCAGAUCUUUGAGGGAUAUGGUCAAACAGAGAGCACCGCUGGAUGCACUUUCUCUGUGCCUGGGGAUUGGACAGCCGGCCAUGUUGGCAUCCCUGUUUCGUGUAACGUGGUGAAACUGGUUGACGUUGAGGACAUGAAUUACUUUGCUUCCAAUGGCGAAGGGGAGGUUUGUAUCAAAGGGAAGAACGUGUUCCGGGGAUAUCUGAAGGACCCAGAGAGAACUGCAGAGGCACUGGACAAAGACGGAUGGUUGCACACUGGAGACAUUGGCAAAUGGCUACCGAGUGGAGUUUUGAAGAUCAUCGACAGAAAGAAGAACAUAUUCAAACUGGCUCAGGGCGAGUACAUCGCCCCGGAGAAGAUUGAAAACGUUUACGUGCGGAGUGGUCCCGUGGCCCAGGUGUUUGUACAUGGAGACAGUUUACAGUCCUGUCUGGUAGGUAUCGUGGUGCCCGACGCUGAAGUCCUGCCUGGAUUUGCCGAGAAUCUGGGGGUCAAAGGAUCUCUGGAAGAGCUCUGUAAAAAUCAACAAAUAAAGAAAGCCAUCUUAUCUGACCUCAUCAAACUUGGCCGUGAGGCGGGGCUAAAAUCGUUUGAACAGGUGAAGGAUCUAUACCUGCACGCUGAUCCGUUUACUGUGGAGAACGGCCUUCUCACUCCAACGCUGAAAGCCAAAAGAGCUGACCUCACCAAAUUCUUCAAAGCCCAAAUCGACAGCCUGUACGCGAACCUUCAGUGA
Chanos chanos (milkfish) is the source of this 2049-nucleotide messenger RNA. RefSeq names its product acyl-CoA synthetase long chain family member 5 (gene acsl5). Gene Ontology annotation, molecular function: arachidonate-CoA ligase activity. Gene Ontology annotation, cellular component: membrane; endoplasmic reticulum; mitochondrion. The transcript has 20 exons. The record is from RefSeq and is a predicted model, not a curated record. Gene Ontology annotation, biological process: fatty acid metabolic process; positive regulation of long-chain fatty acid import across plasma membrane; long-chain fatty-acyl-CoA biosynthetic process. The coding region runs from base 1 to 2049 and encodes 682 amino acids. Lineage: Eukaryota; Metazoa; Chordata; Actinopteri; Gonorynchiformes; Chanidae.